Messenger RNA from Sphaeroforma arctica JP610, 1306 nucleotides. RefSeq lists its product as hypothetical. The record is from RefSeq and is a predicted model, not a curated record. NCBI's taxonomy places the organism in Eukaryota, Ichthyosporea, Ichthyophonida. The transcript has a single exon. The coding region runs from base 54 to 1043 and encodes 329 amino acids.
CACGGGUUAAAUUGUGAUAAACACUCCCAGACUGCCUGCCACAUAAUUUCAUAAUGUCGUCGCAUCGACCCUUGCCGACGGCUCCUGCUUGGAACAGUUACGAUAACGUACACGAGUCUAAGUCUAGUGAUCAAAUAUAUGAAACUCUGGACGAAACCAAUACAUAUUUUAAAGGAAAGUAUGACCCACCACCUACAUAUGGUGGCGAUGGUGGCGAUGGUCGAGCUACCGGAUUAACGAGGAAAAAAAAAAUUGCUAUUGGAAGCGCAUUUGGCGUGCUGGUGGUGGCCUUGAUCGUGAUGGGUGUUGCGCUCAGCCUACUUAUUUCUCAAGGUUCAGAUACACCACAUACCCAACCCCUGUCGUCCGAGCCACUAACAGUCGCACAGACACUACCUACGGUGUCUGCCUCACUCACCCUCACAUCUGCAGCCUCUGCGUCACAGGAGAUCACACAGAGUACACUCCCGUCGCCUACAAUAAUUACUUCUAUGUCACUGUCUCGAUCACUCACAUCUGUCACCCCUUCACCUUCAACGUCACCGUCACAUACACUGUCAAACUCACCAACGCUUUCUGCUUCAGCAAGUACUUCUAUGGCACCCAGCCAAACACCUUCAAUGACACCGUCACCAUCCACCAAGUACUGCAGUUCAGGAUGUGUGCAGACUAUGUUAGGUAAUCAGGAGUGCGAUAUUGUAUGUGAUGUAUCCGCGUGUAGUUGGGAUGGCGGCGACUGUGAUAAUGAUAUCGCAGCGCUCGCUGAUCUCAGUGGCGAGCUUCAAGACAAACCGCUGGUGAUAGUACCCAUGAAGGUGAUAUCGGGAAACAAUGAUCGAGUCAUUGACUUGUUCAGUAUGGGCUUAAAUGCAACUGUAAGGACUAUGUUCGAUCGAUGUAAGAUUGAGUGUGAAAGGUGGACGGCCUGCGCAUCAUUUGAAAUUGUGGUAGACAAGGAGAUAUGCACGCUCGCGAAGGUUAAACCAGGAGACGAAGGUGUCGAGCUGAAAACGGACAAUAAUGCUGCCCUUGGUUACAGUUGAGUAUCCUUAGCUACAUAUUUGGGCAUUAUAAGCGUGAUAUUUAGCUUCAACUUAAGGAACUGAAACAUUGCUUCACUUCAUCGCAAUAUUGGACUAAGGCUCAUCCGACACAUAUAUGUAGGCUCAUCACCUGUCUUGUAGUGAUUGUCUGCAGGACGACAGGUACACUAUGUCCCUAUGAUUUUAUGUAUGAACAGGAAUUACAAUGUAAAAUAGAUGCGUGUUCGGUUUCUUUAACCGUAGCAACUCAACACGAACCUUAC